UAAAGCAGCCAAUGGGAACGCGGAUCCAAUUCUAACCAAUUGAGGUGAACUACGGCAAGAUACGUCAAUACAAAGAACCCUCAGCCAAUACAAAUUAUGGCCAGAGGAAACCCUGAUUUGCAUGCCGUCCCUAUAAAAGGAGGGCGCCCACGCAGACUCCACAUCUGCGAUCGAUACUUUUUUACCGAAGUUGCGCUGAAAGAGUCGUUGUAAUGCCUGAGCCGGCCAAGUCCGCCCCCGCGCCCAAGAAGGGCUCCAAGAAGGCGGUGACCAAGACGCAGAAGAAGGGCGACAAAAAACGCCGCAAGAGCCGCAAGGAGAGCUACUCGAUCUACGUGUACAAGGUGCUGAAGCAGGUGCACCCCGACACGGGCAUCUCGUCCAAGGCCAUGGGCAUCAUGAACUCCUUCGUGAACGACAUCUUCGAGCGCAUCGCCGGCGAGGCCUCUCGCCUGGCGCACUACAACAAGCGCUCCACCAUCACCUCGCGGGAGAUCCAGACGGCCGUGCGGCUCCUGCUGCCCGGCGAGCUGGCCAAGCACGCCGUCUCCGAGGGCACCAAGGCUGUCACCAAGUACACCAGCUCCAAGUAAGCUGCCUCGGCCCCCUGCGCCAGACCUUCUCAAACCAAAGGCUCUUUUAAGAGCCACCCACCUGCUCAUAAAAAGAGCUGACGCUGUAGUGACUUGUUUGUAGCUGCCCCGCGAACUUCAGGGAAAAAAGUAAAAAAAACCGCUUAGCUAUUUAUUUCUUUAGUGAACAUAGAUGUUACUCUUG
Phalacrocorax carbo (great cormorant) is the source of this 777-nucleotide messenger RNA. Lineage: Eukaryota; Metazoa; Chordata; Aves; Suliformes; Phalacrocoracidae. The record is from RefSeq and is a predicted model, not a curated record.